UAGAUGCAGGCUGGGGGCUGGCUGGUGAUUGUAAUCAUGCAGCUCACUCAGCUCAGAAACUGCAGCAGAUACAUGUAUGCAGCUGGACUCACUCUCACUGAAACCAGCUUCAUGAAGCAAGACAACGGAGCCACAACAAUUUAAGGGACAUAUUUACAAUUACUUUUUACAUUUUUUUGUUAGUUUCAUUGUGAGGAAUAUAGACAAAUGAUUUAUGAGCAGAUGGCGCCCACUCGGUUCAUGGCUGUGGGCAUUUUAUUAAUCGUUUUUCAGGCCUCAGCUUUAGAGACCACACAGGAGCCAAAAUGUGUACCUGGAUUCAAGUCAGAUGUGUUGAUCUUCAGAGUGACCAGAAAGCACCUGGGGCCGGGUACAAGGCUGGGCAGAGUGGGCUUCAAUGACUGCACAAACCGCACAAGAUUUCUUUUCAUCAGUAAUGACAGACGUUUCAUGGUCCAUCCAGAUGGGAUAUUGAUGGUAAAGAGAAUGGUUGCUCUUCUGGAAGGACACCAGGACUUCUUUAUCCACUCCUGGAACUUGCACUGUCCAAAAAUGACAGUCACAGUCGUGCACUAUGGGCGUCUCCAUGGACAAAACGAUGGUCAUCACCAUGGACAUCAUAGAGGGGAAAACCAUGGGCAUCACCAGCAAAAUGUUGAGCAUCACCUCGGAGAGCACAGACACCACAACAAUCAGCACCACUUGAAUGAAGUGGACUCUGCUAACAAUACAGAGAAUGCAACCACCCCAGAGGUGCCUGUUCUGAAUUUCCCCAAGUCUGGUGAUGGAUUGAGGAGGAGGAAGAGAGACUGGGUUGUUCCUGACAUCAAUGUUCCUGAAAAUCUCAGAGGACCCUAUCCUCUUAAAGUAUCUCAGAUCCGUUCUAAUGAAGAUGGAGUGAAGACGAUAUAUUACAGCAUCACUGGUCCAGGAGCUGAUGAGCCUCCCCUUGGCCUUUUCACAAUGGACAGGCUCACUGGUACUUUGUAUGUGACACAGCCUCUGGACAGAGAGAAGGUGGGAAGGUACACGACCUCAGACCAUCAGAGAGCACCUCCCGCUGUACCAGGGGGUUUAAUCAGCGCAGCAUUGAGAGCUGAUGGUGGGAGAAAUACUGACACAUGGAGAAGAGCCACAGGGAGACUGACACACAGAAACUGAAAGAUGCAUGAAGAAGAGUAACAGAGAGGAGCCAGAGAGUGGAGCUGAGCUGAUCUGCCACCUGGAAAGGUUAUGUGUCGGACAAGUAAUGCACAGCUCCAGUUAGUAACGGCGCUAGUUCAAAUGGCAAAGGAGUUUUUAAUGAUGCAACAGAAGCAUGCGGUGGAGAGCAGGCGGCAGUGGGAGGCCCUCCAGGCACAAGCGGAGAGUCGGACCCAGCUGCUGGAACAUUUCCUGGCCCGGUCGGGGUCUGUGUCGGGAUCGCCCCUCAUCCUCCUUCAUCGGCAUCUCCCUUCACAAGAUGACACCGGUGGGGAAAUCCCGGGCGGCAGGACAACAGUGGGGACAUGUGGCUGGAAGAGGCCUGCCCCUUUACACCGUUCGGCGGUGACUGCA
Molecule: messenger RNA, 1557 nt
Organism: Hippoglossus stenolepis (Pacific halibut)
Lineage: Eukaryota; Metazoa; Chordata; Actinopteri; Pleuronectiformes; Pleuronectidae
Product: cadherin-1-like
Exons: 7
Coding region: 208-1161 (317 amino acids)
Biological process (GO): cell morphogenesis; adherens junction organization; homophilic cell-cell adhesion
Cellular component (GO): adherens junction; membrane; cytoplasm
Molecular function (GO): calcium ion binding; cadherin binding
Source: RefSeq, a predicted model, not a curated record